AUGCGCUGGUCCUCCCGGAUCCUGGCCCUGGCCGUUACAGGUGCACUUGGAGCAAGCGCCUUUGAUGCCUCUCUCUUCACCUUCCACCUUCAGGAUGGACAAGAGGCCGUCUCGGAAGAUGUCGCCCACUUGAUUUUGGAGCUCCGGACCAAGUCCUCUCUCGCAGCGGUGCUGGGCAAGAUGGAAACAGAGACCGCGGAUCAGUUGAAUCAGUUUGUCCAGUCCGAUGGUACGCUAUUUGGAGGCGCCGAUGACCAUGACGCCCCCAAGAGAAGCUUGGUGCUGCUCGAGGGGAUCGAUGGGCAAGUGGGUUCGGCGAUCCAAAAGAGCCAACCAAGCUAUAUCCGCGUACCUCAUGCUUCCUCCGAUUUCAUGAACAGCGAUGCUCUGGAGUCAUUCCUCGGAAGUGAUGGGACCGCAAUCAAUGGCAAACAUUGCACCUACCACAGUACGGCCGGUCUGCCAAUGACCUCUGAGAAUGCCAAAAAAUGCGUAUCCGAAGACCCCAUUCUCUCCUCCGGGGGGGACUUGCUCGGCCACGACUUUCUCAGACUCAUUGAUUCGGUGGAAACCUGGACCCCUAACGGCCCCGGACUGUCGGCUUCGAGAAUACUACUGAAGUCCCAAAGUUCUUCGGGUGAUUCUGAGCGCGUCGCCAACUCUUUGGAGUCCUUCUUCCACACUUUAACCAAAUUAUCUUCUUCCGGCAAACAGGAGAUAACCGCCCUGAUUCUACCGCGCCGCAAUGACUCGGAACACAAGCUGGCCCGCCGGGGCAUCUCAAACAUGCUCUCUCGAGCCCCGAACCCGAUUCAACCCAGAGCAGUUAGAAGGUCGGCCCAAGACUUGUCGGUGCCGUCCACACUCACCCCCGUGUGCCAUGCCUCCAACUCGUCCUGUGUUGAAGCAACGAAUAAUUGCUCGGGUCACGGCCACUGCUAUAAAAAAUCCGGAUCAGGCAAUUCAGGAGCCGGGGACAGCUGCUAUGCCUGCCGAUGCACAGAAACAGUGGUGAAGAAAGACGAUGGCACGACCGAGACCAUCCAAUGGGGUGGGUCAGCUUGUCAGAAGAGGGAUAUCAGCUCGCCCUUCUUCCUGAUCGCUGGGGUCAGCAUUUUGGUUGUGGCAAUGGUCAGCAGCGCGAUCGGGAUGCUGUUCAGUGUGGGCCAGCAGGAGCUGCCGAGCGUGAUCGGGGCAGGUGUGGGCGGCACCAAGGCCCCAAUGUAA
Messenger RNA from Penicillium lagena, 1227 nucleotides. Its product is annotated as DUF3844 domain-containing protein. Lineage: Eukaryota; Fungi; Ascomycota; Eurotiomycetes; Eurotiales; Aspergillaceae. The record is from RefSeq and is a predicted model, not a curated record. The transcript is spliced from 4 exons. Bases 1 to 1227 code for a protein of 408 amino acids. Gene Ontology annotation, cellular component: endoplasmic reticulum.